AAAUACUCCCAAAUUGCAAACUAACAUGGCAAGAUGUUCACGACACGGCGAUGUAAAGGCGCCGUGACUCACGAGAGAGGCAAGCGGACCACUUCACCACUUACCUCGAACGUGUUGAACUAUGCGCGCUGUGUGGACUGCCUUGUUGACUUGUGCCGCGUUGGUUGGUGCCCAGACGCCUCCCGCCUCUGGGUGGGUGAACCCUCUCGUUGCCAAGGGCUCCAAGUUUUUUGACUCGGUGACCGGGUCCGAAUUCCGAGUCAAGGGCAUUGCGUUGUACCCCCGCGCGAAUACAGGCAAGAAAUUCAGCGCGAACUCGGUCGACUGGUUCACGGACGACAUGGAGUCGAUCUGGCGACCCCAAUUGGAACACCUCAAAGCGUUGGGCGUCAACACGAUUCGCAUGUAUGCCAUCGACCCCACCUUGCCGCAUGACAAGUUUAUGUGUGAGCUCAACAAGCUCGGCAUGUACGCCUUUGUCGGGAUGUCUGCAAUCUGUGAAGGGUGCUAUAUCCUGGACGAAGAAGCCCCCAAGUGCUACACGGACGCGAUGUUUACGCGUGCCAUGCAAAUUUACAACGCAUUUGCGGUGUACGACAACGUGAUUGGGUUUUCCGUCGGGAACGAAAACAAUUUAGGCAAGUUGAUCGAAAAGUCGGCGCCAUGUGUCAAAGCGCUCAUCCGCGAUGUCCGUACUUACGCCGACAAGUGCACGGGAUUCCUUCGCAACGUCCCCAUCGGUCUCGACAACGCCGACAUUGACACACCGACGCAUCCUCGUGCGAGCUGGCUCGGCUACUACGACUGCGUCAAGGACUCGAACGAAAACACCCGUGCCGAGUGGAUCGGGUUCAACCCGUACGUGGAAUGCGACCCGACGACCCAUUUGACGUACGCACAAUCGGUGGGGCUUCAGAAGCUCAUGGCGGACUACAAGAAGGCCAAUUAUCCCCGCCCGAUUGUGUUUGGCGAGUUCGGUUGCAUCGAGAUCAAUAACACAAUCGGGGGCAUCGAGCAACAGCGCACUUUCUACGACGCCAAGUGGAUGAACGAAGAGCCCGAGAUGACGGACCUCAUUGUCGGUGGCAUUGCGUUCGAGUACAGCGUCGAAAAAGACAACUUGAUCGACAAGACGGCGACGCCGCCAUUUGCCGGCAAGGACGCUGGUCGGUACGGCGUUGGGUACUUCAGCCCCGACAACUGCGACCACGACGCAAUCCCGUGCAAGUAUUCCAGGUACCCCGAGUUUGACAACCUCGCCAAGGCGUACAACUCGACCAAGCCGUCCACUGUCACGAUCAAGUCGUUCGUCCCGACCCGGAACGAAGCCAUGGCUUGCCCCGCCGACUUUCCCACCGUGGCCCUUCCCCCGCGCCCCAACGUCAAAAUUUUCGAGUGCUCUGUGUACCAACCCAAAUGCAACGGCGGGUUGUCCAACAAGCAAGCAGUCAAGCCGGACGCGUCGACUGCGGCGCCCAAGAAACCUUUUGGUCCUGCUGCGACAACUGCCGAACCAGGCUCACCGUCCACCCCUGGCGCCAACGCCGCAGCGCCAACCGCGCUCGCCCUUGCUGCCAUUGGAGCAUGUGCCGCCAUGAUCCAAGGGGCCUGAGUCGUGACGUCAUUGAAACGUCGCUUGGGUUGCCCAUGAUUUAACUAUCACAAUAAUUUUGUCACCGCGAUUGUAAACGUAAGA
Aphanomyces invadans is the source of this 1696-nucleotide messenger RNA. RefSeq lists its product as hypothetical. The record is from RefSeq and is a predicted model, not a curated record. The transcript has 7 exons. Gene Ontology annotation, cellular component: cell wall. Lineage: Eukaryota; Oomycota; Saprolegniomycetes; Saprolegniales; Verrucalvaceae. Gene Ontology annotation, molecular function: 1,3-beta-glucanosyltransferase activity. Bases 122 to 1612 code for a protein of 496 amino acids. Gene Ontology annotation, biological process: cell wall (1->3)-beta-D-glucan biosynthetic process.